Merops nubicus (carmine bee-eater) is the source of this 1211-nucleotide messenger RNA. It is a transcript of the gene PGM2L1, whose product is annotated as phosphoglucomutase 2-like 1. The transcript has 8 exons. Gene Ontology annotation, molecular function: glucose-1,6-bisphosphate synthase activity; intramolecular phosphotransferase activity. The annotation marks the transcript as partial. The record is from RefSeq and is a predicted model, not a curated record. Gene Ontology annotation, biological process: carbohydrate metabolic process. NCBI's taxonomy places the organism in Eukaryota, Metazoa, Chordata, Aves, Coraciiformes, Meropidae.
GUUUACUGGGAAAACGGAGCGCAGAUCACCUCUCCUCACGAUAAGGAAAUUAUAAAAUGUAUAGAAGAGUGUGUUGAACCAUGGAAUGGCUCUUGGAAUGAGAAUCUAGUAGACACCAGUCCGCUUAGACAGGAUCCUCUGAAGAAAAUCUGUGACUGUUACAUGGAGGAUCUGAAAAAGAUCUGUUAUCAUAGGGAGCUAAACAUGCAAACAAAUUUGAAGUUUGUUCAUACCUCUUUCCAUGGAGUCGGACAUGACUAUGUGCAGUUGGCUUUCAAAGCAUUUGGCUUUCAGCCUCCCAUUCCAGUACCUGAACAAAAAGAUCCAGAUCCAGACUUCUCUACUGUCAAAUGCCCAAAUCCUGAAGAAGGAGAAUCUGUGCUGGAGUUGUCACUGCGGCUUGCGGAGAAAGAAAAUGCAAAAGUAGUGGUGGCCACUGAUCCAGAUGCAGAUAGACUGGCAGUGGCAGAACAGCAGGAAAAUGGCUGCUGGAAGGUGUUCACUGGGAAUGAGCUGGCAGCUUUGUUUGGGUGGUGGAUGUUUUCUCGCUGGAAGGAGAACUGCUCUGAAGACGCUGAGGUGAAGAAUGUUUACAUGUUGGCGACCACGGUCUCCUCGAAAAUUUUGAGGGCAAUUGCACUUCAAGAGGGAUUUCACUUUGAAGAAACACUCCCGGGUUUUAAAUGGAUUGGAAGUAGAGUGAAAGAGCUCCUGGAUAAUGGAAAAGAAGUUCUAUUUGCAUUUGAAGAGUCUAUUGGCUUCAUGUGUGGCACCUCGGUGCUGGAUAAAGAUGGUGUAAGUGCAGCUGUGGUCAUAGCUGAAAUGGCAACUUACCUGGAGGCCCAGAACCUCACACUAGCACAGAAACUCACUGAAAUCUAUGAAACGUAUGGAUAUCACAUAUCAAAGACUUCCUAUUUCUUGUGCUAUGAUCCUCCUACUAUCAAAAGGAUAUUUGAGAGGCUUCGGAACUUUGAUGCUCCUCAGUCGUACCCAAACUUCUGUGGUGUUUACAACAUAUUACACGUCCGAGACGUUACCACAGGCUACGACAGCAGCCAGCCGAGUAAGAAGUCGGUGCUGCCACUGAGUAAGAGCAGCCAGAUGAUCACUUUCACGUUUCAGAACGGUUGCGUUGCCACCCUCCGGACAAGCGGGACGGAGCCCAAGAUCAAGUACUACGCAGAGAUGUGUGCGCUGCCCGAGCAGAG